AUGCAUCAUCACAGCAAUUUGAACGUGAAACGCAGUCACCCACAGAUGGAGGAUGCCGCCAAUCAUUUAUCUUCAUCUAUCAACUGCUUUCACAGCAGCACGAUCGAGCCCCCCCAGACGGUCAUGGCCAACGUUUGUCUACAGCCACAACCACAACAGCAACCGCACAUUGCUCUGCCUCCGUCGGUGGAGGAUUUGCUUAACCAAAUUUGUAACGACAGAAAGCAACCCCAGCCAGACCAAAACGUCAGACUGAGGCUGAGUUUUCUGAGCGAGGAGAAGGCCCUCCAACUCCUCCGUGAAAUCGCCGAAUGGAGAACUAUCAAAACCCUCGGUGGCUUAAUCACUUGGAUGAUCCGUGAGAAACCACAAUAUCAUUGUGCCUCUCCUUCUCCCUCUCCUUCAAAGUCCGACCCUGCUUCUCUUCUACAAACCCAAUUGUCUGCUUCUCCCAUUACGCCUCCGGUUCAUAAAGAGCAACCUGGAGACCAUGGAGGGUUGAGGCCACCUUAUUCCUAUUCCUCUGCCUCACCUUCAAAAGUUCUCCGUGUUUAUCCGUAUCAAGGCCCUCAUCUGCUCCUCCUUCAACUAUUACUCCUUAGAGACAAUGGGCAGGCACAAUUAGAAGCUCUGGGCGAACUUGAGUUCAGGAGACAAUUCCUAAUAUUGAAUUACGCUGGAGGAAAUAAGUUAAAAAAAGUUCUAGAGCCGGAGACUAUUAGGAGCUGGAAAGAUUUGCCGAUGCAACUGUUUGAGACGAGAGUUUGGGAAGCUUUGGGUCGGAACUGUAUCAGCACGAAAGACCGACACCCGACUUUUGAUUGGGAUUCUGGAAAAACAUACGUCUAUCAUUGUGAAGUCUCUGUGGAUGGGAGCUACAAAUUCAAGGGACCCUGUCUAAACAACACAAAAAGAACUCUCCUGCAGAAAGUUUUGGGAGAUGACAAUGUUUUAAUGGUGAAAUUUUCCGAUGUGGUGACUGAGAAAGUUCCAACUGCCAUUAAAGAACAUAAUUAUGCCAACUAUAGCAAGGUCGCAAGAGAAGGGAUUCUUGUAGUGUUCAAAGAUGGUGGCAAUCAAGAAAAGAAGAAAAACCCAACUUCAUCACCUGUGAAGUGUUACUUUAUUCGUGUGGGCUCUAAUGCCGCAAUUGACAGGAGUGGAGAUUAUAAGUUCUCUAACAGAAAAAUUCACGAAACAAGAUGCAUUUUUAUGCAUGCACAUACUGUGUCUAGUGUGUCAAACUACAUGGCUAGGUUUUCACUCAUUUUGUCAAAGACAGAGAGCUUAGUAGUAGAUUGGUCACUUGUAAAGGUUGAGGACAUUGAUGAUGAGUAUUGUCUUGAUGAAUCUGGUAAUCGUAUCUAUAGAGAUGGAAAGCCUCUUAUACAUACAGAUGGAACUGGAUUCAUAUCUGAGGAUUUGGCUUUACUCUGUCCGAAGGAUUUACUCAAAGGAGACUAUAUCAGUAAGGAGUACAUUGAGCCUUUGCUCUUGCAGUUCCGACUUUUUUACAAAGGCCGUGCUGUGAAGGGAACCUUUCUGAUCAAUAAAACGCUGCCACCGAAAACAAUCCAGAUUCGACCAUCAAUGGUUAAAGUUGAGAGAGAUCCAACGAUUUCAGAUGAUCAAACAGUGAAUUCGUUGGAAAUAGUCAAAGUAAGCAAAUCACAUAGGAAUACAUAUUUUUCGAGGCAUUUAAUUGCACUUCUAUGUCAUGGAGGGGUGCCGAAAGAGUACUUUAUGGGGUUACUUAUGAAAGAUCUGGAAGAUACUCAUGGUGUUUUCUGCAGUAUGCGUGCAGCAUUCAAAGGUGUGAAGCUGAUAGUGCUUAGAACUCAUCUUGCCUAUAACCAUGGUGAGAUGGAUGAUGAUUACAGUUCGGUAAAAAUGAUCCUUUCUGGUAUUCCUCUUGAAGAAUCAUAUUUGCAAUAUCGUCUGUCAAUUCUAAAGAAAGAGGAAAAUAAGAGUCUUAGAAAAGGCAAAAUUUGUAGUCCUCAGAGUUAUAUGUUGAUGGGGACAACUGAUCCAACAGGGAUUCUGGAAAGAGAUGAAGUUUGCGUUAUCCUUGACAGCGGACAAAUGUCAGGAGAGGUACUAGUGUACCGGCAUCCAGGUUUGCACUUUGGUGAUAUCCAUGUUUUAAAGGCCAGGUACGUGAAGGAGUUAGAAUAUGUUGUCGGAAAUGCCAAAUAUGCUAUAUUCUUCUCUUGCAAAGGUCCACGUUCUGUGGCUGAUGAAAUGGGUGGUGGAGAUUUUGACGGUGAUCUCUAUUGGGUCUCAAGAAACCCUCAGCUUUUGGAAUGUUUUAAACCGAGUGAACCUUGGAUCGAAGCUUCAUCAUCAACUCCAAAAGUUGCGAGUCCUAGACCCAGUGAGCUUUUGCCUAAUGAUAUAGAGGAUGCGCUCAUUAAACUAUUCUUGAAAACUAGGUUUGAACCCAGCUUUGCAAUGAGUGAGGCAUCUGAUAGCUGGCUGGCUAAGAUGGAUCGGUUGUUAAUUCUAGGAGAUAGUAGUAAUAGUGAGAAAGCCCGUGUGAAGGCAAACAUGCUGCGGUUGGUUGAUUUAUACUACGAAGCUCUAGAUGCACCAAAAAAAGGUGGAAAGGUGGUAAUUCCUGGAGAAUUGAAGUCGAAUCAGUUCCCUCAUUACAUGGAAAGGGUAAACUCGUACAAAUCAACGUCCAUUUUGGGAUUAAUUUAUGACACAGUGAACGCCUAUCAAUUAGAAGAUGCUUCUAUCAAAGAAGUCAAGAAACUUCCCAUGUUCGAUGUCGAAGUCCCUGAGGAGUGCUUGAGGAAAUGGAGGGAACACCACCAGCAUUACAGGAGUGAAAUGAGCUCUGCCAUGCAGGACAAUGAUCGAGACAGCAAGAAUAAUGCUGCUGAUAAGGUCUUCAGAAAGUAUAAAGAGAUUCUGUAUGGUGGUGCUGAGGACCUUGAGAAUAGUACAAGGCCGUUGCAUGAAAUAUUCAAUGAGGCGCUUGCAAUAUAUCGGGUGACUUAUGACCAUGCUAUAAGUCAAGGAGCUGUUAGUAAAUGCUGCUUUGCAUGGAAAGUUGCAGGUUCAGCCCUCUGCAAAGUUGCAGCUCAAAAACAGAUCACUGCAUCUUCUGCUUCUUCUCUCACUACUGGCUUUGAGCUCCAGCGAUCACUCUGUUUUCUGUGUUGUAAUUGUAAGAGAAAGAGUGUUGCUGAUCCUCAGCUGUUAAUUGGGUCACUUAGAAGAAUGGAGAGCGCCUUCAAGGAGUUGGGGGAAAAGGCUUCUGUGCUUGACUUUGACCCCAAAUCCGCCGUUGUUGGUGGCGGCGUUGAGGACAUCUACGGUGAGGACACUGCCACCGAGGACCAGCUUGUCACCCCUUGGACUUACUCCGUCGCCAGUGGAUAUUCUUUGCUGAGAGAUCCCCAGUACAAUAAAGGGCUUGCAUUUACGGAGAAAGAGAGGGACGCCCAUUACUUGCGUGGUCUUCUGCCUCCAGCAACUUGCUCUCAACAACUUCAGGAGAAGAAGUUGAUGAACACUAUCCGACAAUAUCAAGUCCCACUGCAGAAAUAUAUGGCUCUGACAGAGCUCCAGGAGAGGAAUGAGAGGCUGUUCUACAAACUUCUCAUUGAUAAUGUGGAGGAAUUGCUCCCAAUUGUCUACACUCCAACUGUUGGUGAGGCUUGCCAGAAAUUCGGAAGCAUCUUCAGGCGCCCUCAGGGUCUUUACAUAAGCCUGAAAGAGAAGGGCAAAGUUCUUGAGGUAUUGAAGAACUGGCCUGAAAGGACUGUUCAAGUUAUUGUUGUGACUGAUGGUGAGCGUAUUUUGGGACUUGGCGACCUAGGUUGUCAGGGGAUGGGAAUUCCGGUAGGGAAGUUGGCUCUGUACACAGCGCUUGGAGGAGUUCGUCCCUCAGCGUGUUUGCCUAUAACCAUUGAUGUUGGGACAAAUAAUAAGCAGUUGCUGGAGGAUGAGUUCUAUAUUGGACUUCGACAAAAGAGGACAACUGGGAAGGAGUAUGCUGAUCUUUUAGAUGAGUUCAUGAGUGCUGUCAAGCAGAAUUAUGGGGAAAAAGUUGUCAUUCAGUUUGAAGAUUUUGCAAACCACAAUGCUUUCCAGCUGCUUGAAAAAUAUAGGAGGACUCAUCUUGUCUUCAAUGAUGACAUACAAGGAACAGCUGCUGUAGUUCUUGCAGGAGUUGUGGCAGCACUGAGGUUGGUUGGUGGUAGCCUGUCCGAGCACAAGUUUUUUGUUCCUUGGUGCUGGGGAAGUAAGGAAUUUUUCAUGGAUUUCUGUCUUCACUACAUAUUGCUGGCUUAUCAUGCUGGGACGGGUAUUGCAGAGCUAAUAGCUCUUGAGAUCUCACAAAAGACAAAAACUCCUGUGGAAGAGACCCGUAAGAAGAUCUGGCUUGUUGAUUCAAAGGGAUUAAUUGUUAGCUCUCGCAAAGAUUCUCUUCAACAGUUUAAGAAGCCUUGGGCUCACGAACAUGAACCCAUUGAUAAUCUCCUUGAUGCUGUCAAGGCAAUUAAACCAACAGUUCUUAUUGGAUCAUCCGGUGUUGGAAGAACGUUUACAAAGGAAGUGAUUGAGGCAGUAUCCUCCUUCAAUGAGAAACCUCUCAUUUUGGCUCUUUCCAACCCGACGUCUCAGUCUGAAUGUACUGCUGAAGAAGCUUAUACUUGGAGUAAGGGACGCGCAAUUUUUGCCAGCGGAAGUCCAUUUGAUCCUGUUGAAUACAAUGGCAAAGUUUAUGUUCCUGGCCAGUCCAACAAUGCUUACAUUUUCCCUGGAUUUGGUCUCGGUUUGGUUAUCUCUGGCGCAAUCCGUGUGCACAAUGAUAUGCUUCUGGCAGCCUCGGAAUCGUUGGCGGGGGAAGUUUCAGAGGAGUAUUUUGAGAAAGGGCUGAUUUAUCCACCAUUUUCCAACAUCAGAAAGAUUUCUGCCCAUAUAGCUGCUAACGUAGCUGCUAAGGCAUAUGAACUUGGCCUGGCUACACGUCUCCCCCGUCCUGAGAAUCUUGUGAAGUAUGCUGAGAGUUGCAUGUACAGCCCUGUGUAUCGAAACUACCGUUGA
Messenger RNA from Prunus armeniaca (apricot), 5061 nucleotides. The record is from the annotation of a GenBank genome assembly. Lineage: Eukaryota; Viridiplantae; Streptophyta; Magnoliopsida; Rosales; Rosaceae.